This is a messenger RNA of Clunio marinus, 1590 nucleotides long. The record is from the annotation of a GenBank genome assembly. Lineage: Eukaryota; Metazoa; Arthropoda; Insecta; Diptera; Chironomidae.
AACUCAAUCUAGUGGAUUAUCUGCAAGGAACAAACGUUUUUGCUUUGCAUUUAAAAACGAUAUUCAGUCAUUUCCAGUUUUCGCUCGGCCAAUAAAUUAAAUAAAAACUAAACUAAAUCAUGGCACCUCCAGCAUAUUCAGAUUUGGGCAAAAAUGCACGCGAUGUCUUUAACAAGGGUUACCAUUUUGGUUUGUGGAAAUUGGAUGUGAAGACAAAGACCAACAGCGGUGUUGAAUUCACUAGUGCCGGACAUUCGAAUCAAGAUACUGGAAAAGUUUUCGGAUCACUGGAAACCAAGUACAAAGUUAAGGAAUAUGGACUUACGUUCUCCGAAAAGUGGAAUACAGACAACACAUUAACAUCUGAAGUUGCUGUUGAGAAUCAACUCAUUGACGGACUUAAGUUGAGCUUUGAUGGAUCUUUCGCACCACAAUCAGGCAUAACUUGUCCAAGUAGUGUCACCAUCCGUUAUAGAAGAAACAUUAACCAUUAUUUACCAUCUUACAUUUAUUUCGGUUAUAAAUUUAGAAGUAAAACAGGACGCUUCAAGACAGCUUACGCACAUGAAUAUGUUCAUUUAAAUGGCGAUGUUAAUGUUGAUUUAGCUGGACCAUUGAUCAAUACAUCAGCUGUCGUUGGUUACGAAGGAUGGCUUGCUGGUUACCAAUUGGCAUUUGAUACACAAAAAAGCAAAUUGACAGCCAACAACUUUGCACUCGGCUACAAGUGUGGAGAUUUCAUCUUGCACACAAAUGUCGAUGAUGGUCGUGAGUUCGGUGGCAGCAUUUAUCAACGUUGCAGUGAUCGUUUGGAAACUGGCGUUCAAUUGUCAUGGACAUCAGGCUCAAAUGCAACCAAAUUCGGAAUUGCUGCUAAAUUUGACUUGGACAAGGAUGCUUCAGUUCGUGCUAAGGUGAACAAUGCAAGCCAAAUUGGUUUGGGAUAUCAACAAAAGUUGCGCGAUGGAAUCACUUUAUCUUUGUCGUCAUUAAUCGAUGGCAAGAACUUCAAUGCUGGCGGUCAUAAGAUUGGUGUUGCUCUUGAGCUCGAAGCUUAAACAUGCUAAACGUUCACAACUCUCUCCUAUUAUUCUUUCUUUAAAAUAAAUACAUUGCCGCAUUGUUGUUCCACAAACAAACACACAUUCAAAAUUAUAAAAAAAAAUUAAAUCAAUAGAAGUGGAAACAAAAUUAAGACAUAAUUAAAAAAUAGUAAGAAUUAAAACAUGGAGCGGAGCGUCGUAAACAGAAGCAGAUUCCACCUUCAGCAUUGAAAAUUUUUCUUGUGUCCAAUCCCAGUUUAAAAUGAAAAAAAUAAGAAGUUAAACUAAUAAAAAAUAGAAAAGAAAACAAAGAGAGAAGUCAAUGUUAGUGAGUUUCAGUUGAAUGAUUAAAAAGGCUUUACCAGUUCAGUUUAAUUUUUUAAAUCGGAUGAUUGAUUGAAAAAUUCUUCAUUUGCCUUCUUCAAUCGAAACAAAAAAAAAUUAUUUUGUUUCUCGAUUUAAUGCUUUUAUUCUGAAAACAAAAAUGAAUUAAUAAAACUGGAGAAAUGUUAAAUAUAUAAUUGAUUUAGAAUCGGAAAAAUGAAAA